CGCCUCUCAGCUGGUAGCCUAGGAAAACAGUCUGAGAGAAAACAGCUGAGAGUAAACACUGCCAAGAAGCUCCUCCUCCUGACGGGAAACCAUGGCAAAUAUCGCCAUACAGAGAAUCAAGAGGGAGUUUAAGGAAGUUAUAAAAAGUGACGAAGCACAAAAGUGCGCCAUCAAUGUAGAAUUAGUUGGGGAUGAUUACCGAGAACUCAAAGGAGAAAUAGCAGGGCCCCCUGACACACCUUAUGAGGGAGCAACAUUUCACCUUGAAAUCAAAGUUCCAGAAACAUAUCCUUUUAAUCCUCCAAAGGUAAAGUUUGUCACAAAAAUCUGGCAUCCCAACAUUUCUUCAGUAACUGGGGCUAUUUGUCUUGACAUCCUUAAGGACCAAUGGGCAGCAGCAAUGACCCUACGGACAGUCCUACUCUCCUUGCAAGCAUUACUAGCUGCUGCAGAGCCAGAUGAUCCCCAAGAUGCUGUUGUGGCGAGACAGUUUAAAGAGAAUCACCCACUUUUUCUUCAAACAGCUCAGUACUGGUCACAUGUUCAUGCUGGAGCUCCCAGAGGAAACAGUGACUUCGCCAACAAGGUUCGAUGUUUGAUGGACUUGGGUGUUGGGGAGCAGCAGGCCCUUGUUGCAUUAUCAUCCUGCAACUGGGACAUGGAUCGGGCAAUCGAACAACUCUUCUCGUAGAUGCGUGUGGUUGAGGACACAUAGGUAAAGUUUAAAAAAAGUAAAGUAAAAAAAAAAAAAGAAAUGGGGAUUUGCACUUCAUCAUUUCAUUGGUAAUAAUAACUUUUGAUGUCUGGUUGCUUGCAAGACAUUGCUCUGAUGUUCUUAUGGAUGAAGAGGCAUUGCAGCACAAUGAGUUAAGCUUGAUGUUCUAGCCCUGGGCUUAGUCCAUAUCAGGAUGUGGUUACUCAGUCGAGGAUUUUAACAAAUAUGAAUGUGAACUUGGGCGAUGUGAAUAUGAACUAUGUAGGGCUGUGAAAUAUGUAUUUGUCCUGUGUUAUGCAUGACUCAUUUUUGAAUUAGUGGCAUACAUCUCCUAAUUUCUUUUAUAGGAUGGCAAUAAAAGUCAAAGAGACCCAGUUAAGUGACAUGAAACAUCAUGUAAACCACCAAUAUAAGUAAAACUCAGUGCUUUAAUUACCUUGCUAAUGAAAGAUAUAUUUUAAACUGUGCUUUACAUGAUUUGGUUAGGCAAGAUUUGACAAACUUUUUUUCCAUACAAUAUUGCUCUUUCCAUGUUGGAAAUUGUCCCCCAUUGUGAUCCUUUUUUGUUCCUGAAUGUAUUUUCCUGUUUUUUUAUGUUAAUGAAAGUGGCAGGGGUAAUUGUUUGGUAAUACAAGAUUGUGAAGAGAUAAUGCAGUUAAAGCACCAAUAAAAUUCCUAUUCAAAUAUUAGCAUAGUGAAAUGGUAAUUGUUUAUGUUCUUAUUCUUUGUCAUUAUUCUUGCUUGAAGUCUUGGAUUUGUGAUAGUGUAUCCACAGAGCUUUUUCUCCCCCUUUUGUUUUGUUUUAAGGGUCCUGUUUCCAUGAACUGUAAUUAUUAUCAUAAAGUGAUAAUGAUCUGUCUAAAUACAUUGCCUUAAUUGUAGGAUCAUUGAUGAGGUUAGUCAGAUUCCUUUUUUAUUAAAUCAGGAGCAGUAGUUGCUUUAGUAGCAUCCAAAAGUCUUGGGGUAGUAAUUAUUUCUUCAAUUUUUGUUGAUAUUAUUUUUUCUCCACCUCAUAUUGGUAAUAGAUCCUAGUAUUUGUUUUUAAACUUAUUGCCACUUAUAAGAAGAUAUGACAACAAUGGAGACAUGAUACAGAGAUGAUACUUUACCAGUAAGGACCAGUGGAUCUUAAGAUGUAACAUCAUUCUUUGACACUGUACUGGAGUAGAGAGGGGUAUACAGUCCUUGUAUAGUGUGCCAUUCUUCAUUUCUUAAUUUGAUCCAGCUCUUCUUGUGAUUACCAAAUAAGAAAUGUCUCAGUACUAUUAAUGAAUUAUUGUCUCCUUUUAUUAUAUGUGGAAUACAAGUGUUAUUGUCAGAA
Penaeus vannamei (Pacific white shrimp) is the source of this 2036-nucleotide messenger RNA. It is a transcript of the gene Ubc4, whose product is annotated as ubiquitin conjugating enzyme 4. NCBI's taxonomy places the organism in Eukaryota, Metazoa, Arthropoda, Malacostraca, Decapoda, Penaeidae. Gene Ontology annotation, molecular function: protein binding. The record is from RefSeq and is a predicted model, not a curated record.